GUUUUGUACCUAUUCUCAGACCUUCCUUUUGGCCUCUACACUUGAUAAAUAUCUCAUGUCAUUUCUUUGAUUUCUCAGAAUUGUAAGUUUUUUUUUCUUUCCUUUCAAGAGUCAGAUUUGAAGCAAAAAAAAGAAGAAGAAAAUGAAGAGUAAAGUUGUUGUUGAAGAUGCAUUUGUUUACAGUGAAGAGACGAAUCUUACUGUUCUUAAAACUUCUCUUUUCUUCACCGGCGAUGGGUUCACUGCCUACGACAGCAAAGGCCAGGUAUUCUUCCGAGUCGACUCGUACGGUCGCGAUUCUCAUGACCUUACUGAGCUCGUUCUCAUGGACGCUACUGGAAGAUGCCUUCUCACUGUCCGCCGUAAGAGGCCGAGUUUGCAUAACAGGUGGGAAGGUUAUUUAGGGGAAGGAGAAGAAGGGCAAAAGCCGAUAUUCAGCGUGCGUAGAUCUUCAAUAAUCGGAAGAUCUAACGUGACGGUGGAGGUAUACAGCAAUCCACCGGAAGAGUAUCAGAUCGAAGGAUCAUUUGCACAGAGAAACUGCACAUUCUUCAACGCCGACAAGGUAUCGGUGGCUGAGAUUCGACGGAAAGUGGAUGCUUGUGCUCAUGUGGUGCUUGGAAAGGACGUUUUCUCACUCUCAAUAAAGCCUGGCUUUGAUAGUGCCUUCGCCAUGGGAUUAGUUCUCGUGCUUGAUCAAAUCCAAGCUGAUGAUUUUUCUGAUAAUCGGAUCGAUGCCGACCCAAUUUCCGAUGAUACCAAUAUUUCUUCUUAAUCUUUCACUCCUUGUCACUAUUUUAUAAAAGAGUUUUGAAUUAUGUAUAAGAUUUUGCUGUAUAAUUUUAAACUCUUUGUAAAAUUAUUCUGUUCCUUUAUCACUUUAAUGUAAAAAAAGCCAUCCUACUAACUGAAGCAAAGUAUAAUAUUUCCCCUGUAUUAAAGAAAAGAAUCUGGGAUUAUUCUCCAUUUUAAAUACACCAUGGUGGCAAGAGAUAAAUUUAAGAUUCAAA
Molecule: messenger RNA, 1010 nt
Organism: Solanum dulcamara
Lineage: Eukaryota; Viridiplantae; Streptophyta; Magnoliopsida; Solanales; Solanaceae
Product: protein LURP-one-related 12
Exons: 2
Coding region: 143-775 (210 amino acids)
Source: RefSeq, a predicted model, not a curated record